CCGCGCCCGUCGCUCGGCUCCGCACCGCUCCGCACCGCUCCGCGCCCUGCCCUGCCCUGCCCGGCCGCAGCCCCCGCGCCGCCCCCCAUGGUGCUGCCCGGCCCGCCCGGCAUGGCCCGCUCCGAGGAGGUGCACCGCCUCACCGAGAAUGUCUACAAGACAAUCAUGGAACAGUUCAAUCCCAGCCUCAGGAAUUUCAUUUCUAUGGGGAAGACCUAUGAAAAAGCCUUAGCAAGUAUGACCUACGCAGCAAAAGGAUACUUUGAUGCUCUGGUUAAGAUGGGAGAAUUGGCCAGUGAAAGCCAAGGAUCUAAAGAAUUGGGAGAUGUACUCUUCCAGAUGGCAGAAGUCCACAGGCAGAUCCAGAACCAGCUGGAGGAGAUGCUCAAGUCAUUCCACAACGAGCUCCUGACGCAGCUGGAGCAGAAGGUGGAGCUGGACUCUCGGUACCUGAGUGCUGCGCUGAAAAAAUACCAGACAGAGCAAAGGAGCAAGGGGGACUCGCUUGACAAGUGCCAGGCAGAGCUGAAGAAACUUCGGAAGAAGAGCCAAGGCAGCAAAAACCCCCAGAAAUACUCUGACAAGGAGCUGCAGUACAUUGAAGCCAUCAGCAACAAGCAAGGAGAGCUGGAAAACUACGUCUCUGACGGGUACAAGACGGCUCUGACGGAAGAGAGGAGACGGUUCUGCUUCCUGGUGGAGAAGCAGUGCGCAGUGGCCAAGAGCGCCAUCGCCUACCAUGCCAAGGGGAAGGAGAUGCUGACGCAGAAGCUGCCGCUGUGGCAGCAAUCCUGCUCGGAUCCCAACAAGAUCCCAGACCGGGCUAUACAGCUGAUGCAGCAGAUGGCUGCCAGCAGCAAUGGCACCAUCAUGCCCAGCCCUCUGUCUACAUCCAAAUCCAACCUCAUCAUCUCUGACCCCAUCCCUGGUGCCAAACCUCUCCCUGUCCCCCCGGAGCUGGCACCUUUUGUAGGACGCAUGUCGGCGCAGGAGGCCAUGCCGGUGAUGAACGGAGUCUCAGGCCCAGACAGUGACGGGUACAACCACUGGUCUGAGAUGAAGCCAGCACAGCCCAAAUCUUUAUCUCCUCCCCAGCCUCAGAAGCAGCUGAGUGACUCUUACUCCAACACGCUGCCAGUUCGCAAAAACGUGACACCGAAGAACAGCUACGCGUCAGCUGAAAACAAGACGCUGCCGCGCUCCAGCUCCAUGGCUGCAGGGCUUGAGAGGAACGGCCGGACGAGGGUGCAGGCCAUUUUCUCUCAUGCUGCUGGAGAUAACAGCACCCUCCUGAGCUUCAAGGAGGGGGACCUCAUCACACUGCUGGUGCCAGAGGCCAGGGAUGGCUGGCACUACGGAGAGAGCGAGAAAACAAAACUGAGGGGCUGGUUUCCUUUCUCCUACACACGGGUCCUCGACAGCGAUGGCAGCGAGCGGGUCCACACGGGCCUGCAGCAAGGGAAGAGCAGCAGCACGGGCAACCUGCUGGACAAGGACGACAUCUCCAUCCCGCCGCCCGACUAUGGCAUGGCCUCCCAAGGCUUCCCAGCUCAAGGUGCCAACACCUUCAAGCAGCGGCCAUACAGCGUGGCCGUGCCAGCCUUCUCCCAGGACUACCUAAUGCCCUAUGGGUGUGCAAUUAAAGACUACCCCAGUGGCCUCUGCCAGCUGCCCUCUGCUCACUACAAGCCCUACCUUAGGUCGACAGCUGGUCUCGAUGACUACGGGACAAGGUCGGUCAGCAGCCCCGAUGUUGAAGUGGCCAGGUUUUGAGGUGCCCCUGCCUGUAGUUAGUAAGUUGACGGUCUCGGGGGGCCGAGGCCCUGGGUGUGCUGGUGUUGGGUGACGGCCGCGGGGCUGCGCGGGGACGGUGCCACCGCUCUGCUUCCACCCCUGCACCCAGCCACCUGCGUGUCCUCUGCCUUGGCCACCGCUUGUCCCCAUCCUGGUGGUGGGAGCUCCAGGUGCACCUGCGCUGCCGCUGCACGGCUCCUCGCUCCGCCGCCGUGCCGGGGCUGUGCUUCUCAGGAUGCUGAGCUGCUCCUCCUGCUCUGCCGCAUCCCCCACUCCCUGUAACCACCUCCUUUGGUUGUAGGUCUCCGGUCUUCGCCGUCCCACCAGCGCCCGGGUGCUGCAUCGCCCUCCCCAGCCCUCCCGUGGGGACGGAGAGCUGACCCACGCUAACAUCAAGUUUUUUCGAGCAGCUUCUUUUGGUUGUAGACUGCCCUGGGGACAUGUCUCAGGAGCCUCCUCGUUCCAACCCCAGCCAUGGCCCCAGGGUCAGAGUUUCCUCAGGAGCCAGGACCCCCCUCGCUGGCAUUGCAGAGCCCUGGAGAGCCCUUUCCCUGUUUCUCUUUGAUCCGUGAGCUGAUUUUCCUGUGGCUGCCAGAGCUGUGGGCUCCUGUCCCUGUGGCUCUUCUCUGUCAGAACAAAACCAGUUAAAUAAUAACCCCCUGGGUGACUCAUCAAAGCAACCUUUCCUCUCCCUCCAGUCCUCAGAAUCCUGGGAGGGGGGAAGCGAUCCAAGGAUCUGCAUUAAUUAGGUGGGAAAUUAAUUACCCUAUUUUUAAGCAAAAGCCAUUUAUCUUUUGAGGAAAGGAAAAUUGCACUGGGAGAGGUGAGGGCUGCCAGGGGAGAGGGGCUGGGGGUUUUAUUCCCCUUCCUCCUGUCCCAUGAGAGCUGGCUGAGAAGGGCUGGGAAACAGACCUGCCAUGGCCUGGCCAUGGACCUAGUGUGUGGUGCCAUGGCAGUGCCAGGAGCUGAGUGGGGUUGUAGCCUCAAUGGCAGAGAGGAGAGGGUUGGUGCAGCUCCCUGAGGAUGGCCAAGACAGAGACUGGGCUGGGGACAGCCAAGUAGGGGGUCUGUGGGGUGCAGGGGGGCGGUCUGCAGGGUGUUGUGGAGUUCUGUGGCUCCCUUGGUCCCUGCUCCUAGUACAGGUUUGGAUAUGGCUGCACCCUCUGGGAUUUACCUGUCCUGCCAGGAGGGGACAGAGGGACCCUCCCCGGGGCAGGUAAGGGUGCUCCUCAUGUCACAGUACCCUUGUUCCCCGUUCUGGCUGCAGGACACGUGUGUGCUGGGGCUGUGUCUGCAGACCAGUGUGCUGCAGCAGCUGCAGCCAGCAAUGGGGUGUCCCUGGUGGGGAACACCUGGCUCAGCCUGGCCACUCCCCCCCGGCUGCGGAUGCUGCGGAUCCUGGGGUGGCCAAUGCCAGGAGCCAGGCUGGAUUCUGCCCCGUGGCCCUGUGCAGCCAGCCCAUCCAGGAGCCUUUCAUCUCUCUGUGUUCUCCCUCUCCAACAUUUGGCUUCUCCACAGGCUUCCCAGGUGGCAUGGCAUGGAGCUGGCAGGUCUGCCCGUGCCCAGGUGUCCUCAAGUGUCUCUCAGCAGAUGUUCCCAGGGAGCUGUAACGUCUGUGCCCCCAUAGUGGCACAAUGCAGAGCUGGGUGAUCUUGGGGUGCUGCCACAUGCAGGAAGGGCUUAAGCUUAGUCUGGGGCGAGGGGGCUGGAGCAGCUUCUCCAGCCUCUAGCGCUCCUUGGCAGCCCCAGCUUUAGGUUUGCUGGAUAUGGAGGCAGGAAAACACUGCGAGGAGCAGCCCUGGCUCUGCUCUGACAUCCACCACUGCUGCGGGUGAAGCAGAGAAGUGAGGGGCUCAACCCCUUCCCAUAUGCUGCUAGUGCUGGGUGGGUGAUGGGGAUACAGCUGGUGCCCCAGCCCCACUGCCACAGUCCCUCCUGCUCAACUCUGCCUUCCUCUUCCUCUGCAGAAACCCCUUUGCCAACGUCCAGCUGAAGCCAACGGUGACAAACGACCGCUCUGCUCCGCUCAUCAGCUGAUCCGGGAGCACCGGUGCCCGCCGCUCCCGCCUCCUCGCCGCUGCAUGUCCAGCUUUCCAGGACUUCAUUUUUUAGGCAGUUUAUUUAAUCCUGCUGCUUUCAAAGCCAAAGGCUAACACUAGUGCCCUACUUCUCUCUUCUCUAGACCCAGCUUAUUCCUCUCAGGGUUAACCCCUCUGCCACCUGUCUGUCCUUUGCCCACACAGACCUGUGUGUCCUGUGUGACCUUUUGCUUCUAGGCUUAGCAGCUGCUCACCGUGGUUGGGAGAACAGUCCCAGCUGGGCAGCAGCUCUCCAGAGGAGACCUGUGCUUCAGGAUGGAGCUGUGAUGGCAGAGGGGAGACACUCCCCCCUGCUCCCCUCACUCCCCAUCCAGAAGGGACCCCUGGGACAGGCAGGACCCCCCAUGCACACCAAGGGGUGGUGGGAGCCAUAGCCAGCUCCUGACAGACCCUGGCUGCCAACCCCAGGCUGGGCUGCCAGCAGUGGGGUGCUGGCACUGCAGCCCCCAAAGGGAUGGGGAGGGUCCCAGAGUCCCACUCCUGCAGUGCCAGGUGUCUGUACAUAGUAGGGUGUUAUGGUACUGCUGUAAAAAAUAAGCUAGGGAAAAAAACCACACUUUUGGAGGCAAGGGCUGUGUCUAAGUGUGCCUUGGGGUGCGUGGGGCUGUGGGGAGCCCAGUGGUGGAAGGGACACCCUGUUCCCCUCUGACAAGCUCUUCCAUCCACACCUCUUGCUUGGCUGGCUGCUCUUCCUCUAUUACUAGGGCUGCAUGAGAGAGAGAGAUAGAUAUAGAUAAUUAUACAUAUAUAUAUACACCUGCACACCCUCUAAGGUCAUUGCUGGGGUGUGCACCCCGAGCCUGGACCGUUCUGCAGCUCUGGCUGCUGCUGCACCCUGAGCUGAGCCAGCACGGCCAUCACAGCCCUGCUACAGAAACAGGGAGACAGGAGUUUUCCAGGCAGGAACCAGGUCUCCCAUGCGUGAGCAGUUUUGUGCUGGGCAGAGCAGGGGAUCAGCAACCUCAGAGGUUUUGCCUUUUCCAUUGUGUUUGUCAUUUUGCACUUUUUAAUCACUGGUGCACAGCGCGGGCUUUGCUGAGCUCCAGCCCGUGGGUUUCCAUGCAGGCUCCUUCCCAGGUGGAUGCGCUGGCUCGUCGCUGCAUCGUCCCCUCCCAUGGUUUUGGAAAGCAGCUUCUCCUGCCAUGACUCAGGCUCUGGCUGGGGUCUCCCAUCAACGUGCUGCUGCUGCUUCCUCUCCUGGGACUGGAGCAGAUGGAUGGGGGGGACAGGGCAAGGGGAAGGGCUCCUCUGGGGUGGGAGAGGGCUGGGAGCUCACAGCCUGGGGUGGGGGGCAUCCCUGGGGGUGCCCUUGACUACCAGACCAGCAUUAUCCUCUUCCAGCACCCCCCAGAACCCCCAGGCAGCCCCCCUGGGCUCCAGCCAGCCCCUGGGGCUUCGCUGCACCUCCUGGCUUGGUGGUACCUGCAAGAUGUAACCUGAAAUAAUUUUUUAUGAGAAAAAGUAAUUUAUGAGCAAUAAAAUCUGCCCCCUCCCA
Molecule: messenger RNA, 5388 nt
Organism: Apus apus (common swift)
Lineage: Eukaryota; Metazoa; Chordata; Aves; Apodiformes; Apodidae
Gene: BAIAP2
Product: BAR/IMD domain containing adaptor protein 2
Exons: 15
Coding region: 88-1773 (561 amino acids)
Biological process (GO): positive regulation of actin filament polymerization; actin crosslink formation; actin filament bundle assembly
Cellular component (GO): nucleoplasm; cytosol
Molecular function (GO): protein binding; cytoskeletal adaptor activity
Source: RefSeq, a predicted model, not a curated record